AGUGUUAUGGCUGAAUGGGGAUUUGAACAGAAGGCAACUUGGCUUGGGCCUCAUCAUGCUCAGAGGAGGCCUCUCAUUGAGACACUUGUUAAUUUGUUGGUGCCUUCUUUUGUUUCCUUGUGUUGCCUGGCAACAGUCCAGAUUGGGACCACAGAGGGGGAAAGGCUCCAGUCUCUCUCCCCCAACACUGCAACCCCGAUCCUGAUCCAUGGUGGCUGCUGUUUCUUCUGCAUGAUCCUCACCGCACAUUGAGAUCAUCAAGAGAGUAGUGCUUCGUGGCCACAGGACAAACACAUUGCUUUCAGGAAGUAGUUUUUGCUGCAUUGUCCUCUGAAGGACUCGAGAGUCAGCUAAGCUGAAAGAUGAGGACAAGCAAAAAGCUCUCGGUUGAGAUAGCUGUAACAGUUGUGGAGGUCAGUGCCAGUUAAUUGUGUCGGGUCCUCUUUCCGGCUGAAGUCAAAGAUCUAUAGCAGAAGACGAGUGAUCGGACUCAGUAUAAGCCAGUUUCCUGUGUUCCUGAGGAGAAGGGAAGGGGUGAGGCACUCAGCAUCUGAAAUCCUGCUCCAGGCUCCCCUCCCAAAUGAAGUUCAGCAGCCUAGUUCAGGAAGAGAAAGCUAGCCUGAAAAGCAGACUGGAAGAUUUGGGCUAAUCCAAAAAUCAGUAUUUUCUUAGAGGAAUCUAGCCUGUGUUCUGAAUAAGUAUGAAAAUGUCAAGCAAGCUUCCUAAAUAAGAUAUUUGGGAAAUGGGAAGAGUGUGUCUUCAGGCACCUGGGAAGCAGAGGAACAGCUGCCAGUUUAGAGGACGAUAUUUUCAGACAGGCUGAUCUUACCAGACGGCUGGGAGGCAGAUCCACGCUCGAACUGUUACCUGCUGCUUGUGAAUUCCAGCCCAGCUCUUGCAGGCAUGGACCAGUGGCUGGGCGUGGCUUGAAGGGGCCAAUGAGAGCCCUCGGACAGGGAUUCCUGUUGGAGGCAGACUAUUCAUAUAGGCAGCCAGCGAGCCCUGGGAAGUUUCUGCUCGUCGCUGGACAGGCGGCUGCUGCUGCUGCUGCUGUUGUCAUCACCCUCGCAAGAAGAGGCCGGGUGCAGGACGGGACUGAGGACGCUCAUCAUCCACACUGAGAACCAUCACACACCCGCCCACACCCUGCAAUGGCUGCAAUCAACGGGGCCGUCGAAAAUGGGCAGCCAGAGAAGAAAAUGCCCCCGACGCUACCUCAUCCUAUUAAGAACCUCGAGAUCAAAUACACCAAGAUUUUUAUUAACAAUGAGUGGCAUGAAUCAAAGAGUGGAAAGAAAUUCCCUACCUACAACCCUUCAAAGCCUGACAAGAUUUGUGAUGUGGAGGAAGGCGACAAGCCUGAUGUGGAUAAAGCCGUGGAGGCAGCAAGAACCGCCUUCCAACGAGGGUCUUUAUGGAGACAAAUGGAUGCCGUGAGCCGGGGAAGGCUGCUGAGCAAACUGGCUGAUCUCAUCGAGCGCGACAGAGUGGUCUUGGCAACCUUGGAAACGAUGGACACAGGGAAGCCUUUUCUCCAAGCUUUCUUCAUUGACCUGGAAGGCUGCAUAAAGACUCUCCGAUACUAUGCUGGGUGGUCCGAUAAAGUCCAGGGGAAGACGAUCCCUGUGGAUGAAAAUUUUGUCUGCUUCACCAGACAUGAGCCGGUGGGAGUUUGUGGGGCCAUAACACCGUGGAACUUUCCAUUGCUUAUGCUGAUUUGGAAGAUGGCACCAGCCCUGUGCUGCGGGAACACGUUAGUAGUCAAACCAGCUGAGCAGACACCCCUCACAUCACUGUAUAUUGGCUCUUUAAUAAAGGAGGCGGGCUUCCCUCCGGGCGUGGUGAACAUCGUACCAGGAUACGGCCCUACUGCUGGGGCUGCAAUUUCUACCCAUCCAAAUGUCGACAAAAUAGCGUUUACGGGAUCAACAGAGGUUGGAAAGUUGAUCAAGGAAGCCGCUUCAAAAAGUAACCUCAAGAGAGUGACGCUAGAGCUGGGGGGAAAGAACCCUUGUAUUGUCUGCGCAGAUGCUGACUUGGACUUGGCUGUAGACUGUGCACACCAAGGAGUCUUCUUCAACCAGGGCCAGUGCUGCACAGCUGCCUCUCGGGUCUUUGUGGAAGAGCCGGUCUACCCGGAAUUUGUCCGGCGCAGCGUGGAAUAUGCCAAGAAGCGGCUGGUGGGGGACCCAUUUGACGCCAAGACCGAGCAAGGGCCACAGAUUGACCAAAAGCAAUUUGACAAAAUCUUGGAGCUGAUAGAAAGUGGGAAGAAAGAAGGGGCCAAGCUGGAGUGUGGCGGCUUAGCCGUCGGAGACCGAGGCCUCUUCAUCAAGCCCACCGUUUUCUCUGAGGUCACAGACAACAUGCGGAUUGCCAAAGAGGAGAUUUUUGGACCUGUGCAGCCCAUCAUGAAGUUUAAAAGCAUAGAAGAAGUCAUACAGAGAGCCAAUAGUACAGAAUAUGGACUUACAGCAGCUGUAUUUACAAAGAACUUGGACAGAGCCCUGACAUUAGCAACGGCAUUGGAGUCUGGGACAGUUUGGAUCAACUGUUACAACUCUCUCUUUGCUCAAGCUCCCUUUGGUGGCUUUAAAAUGUCAGGAAAUGGCAGAGAACUUGGUGAAUAUGCUCUGUCUGAAUACACAGAAGUGAAAACAGUCACCAUUAAACUGUCCCAGAAGACUCACUGAGAGACACCAGGAGACCUAAAAUUCUGACAAUCUGAAUGUUGAUACAUAUGUGCUAAAAUGUGGGGAGAGAAGGAAGCAGAUCUGCUUUUUUUUUAAAAAAGAAGAAUCAACAAAACCACCACAUUAUUUUACUCUAGCAGGAUGCUGUUUAGAAAUCUGUUUCAGUGGCAAAUUACUAAUUGGUUUCCUAAAAUGGAUUUGGUAUGACGAGUUAUGCUGGUUGAGUAACAACUUUAAACCGAGGGUGGGCAGAAAGGAGACCUCUGAGUGAUUUGCACUGCGGUACUUUGGUGGGAUUUCUGCCAUGGCUGGUCUUGGGGAUUAUUUCUCGGCCUCUGUGGUCCUCUCUUAUUAAACAGGAGUCCUAAUCAGCUCCCUUUGACCAGAUCUUUGUGCAGGUCUGUGGGCCAGUUUGGGAGUUCUGCCCAGCCUACAGCUGGCACCCGACUGGUGGACCUUGAGGCUCUAAUAAAGGAGAUAGAGCAAGCUUGAAAUCUGCCCACCCAGACUUCAACUCUAAAAGCAUCCAUGCAAUUUGGCCACGCUUCCCACCUGGUCUAAAUUGUUCCAGCAAACUGGAACCAGCCGCAGUCACUAAAACACGCCUUCUGGACCUUUUUGUCCGUGUUCCGUUAAGAAAACAAAAUCUGUUUCUCAAAGCACUUUGUCCAAAUCUAUGGUCAGCCUCAUUCACCUGGACACACCCGGGUGUGUGUGUGUGUAUGGGACCGAAGCACUUGAACCGUGCUGAUGAAUUAGGGUUCCUAGCCCUCCAGGAAUUGGCAUCCAACUCCAGGAAAGAUUGAAAAGCAGCUCUGGAGCUGCAGCAGCUUGAUAUCUGAGCAAUAUUGGGGAAUGCCUCACCCACAGGCAAGACAGCAAAAUAGAACCACAGGACUUCUGUGCCCCUGUGCAGACAUUCCAAAAUAAGUGAAUGUUGGAAUGUCUAGGGCAUUCCUAGAAACAGGGCACAAGUAAUCCCUUAUUAGGGUUGCCAGCUUGCCAAACAUGACUCUGUUUCUCCAUCCUUUUAUCCCCCCCUCCCCCGCUUCUUUCUCAGGUGAAUAGGUGGCAAAAUUAAACAUUGUGAGGCUUACUUGUGUGUAAACAUGCAUAGGCUUGCACUGUACAGCUGCAAUCCUUGACUUACUAGGAAGCAAGUCCUAUUGAAUGUAGCAGGACUUACUUCUGAGUAAACCUGUAUGAAUUGUGCUGUAACUGACUGCAUCUUUUAAAAUUGACAGAAUCCUAAUGCCAUCUGGAACAUUUGAUCUAUUUUUUGUGGCUGGUAUUUUUAAAAAUCAAUUUCAUCUUUUUUCCCAAUCAGAUUUGUGUUAUGUCUUGUAAUUUCUUACUGUAACAGGGUUUAAACUUGUUCUUUUGUAUACACUGAACAUUUCAACAUUGUAUAUUAAAAUAGCAUUAGGCACUAAUUGUAAAAUAAGCCGUGUAGAGCCUUUAUAUUUCAUGGCAUGUUAGCGCUUUUUUUUGCAAUGAAAUAUUACUUAAAAUUGUUUAAAUAUAUGAAUUUUAUAUAUAAAUAAAUAUAUAUUUAUAAAUUAGGAUGCAAUUAAUCUAAUGUAUUUUUAUUGCAACUGUACAUGCAAAUGUUAUGCCUUUUUAAAAGGUAUAUCUCUCUCUUGUAAUAUUAGAUCUAUGGUUCUUAAUUAAAAAUGCUCUGAUUUUUGUGA
This is a messenger RNA of Hemicordylus capensis (graceful crag lizard), 4384 nucleotides long. RefSeq names its product aldehyde dehydrogenase 1 family member A3 (gene ALDH1A3). NCBI's taxonomy places the organism in Eukaryota, Metazoa, Chordata, Lepidosauria, Squamata, Cordylidae. Bases 1152 to 2693 code for a protein of 513 amino acids. Gene Ontology annotation, molecular function: aldehyde dehydrogenase (NAD+) activity. The transcript is spliced from 19 exons. The record is from RefSeq and is a predicted model, not a curated record.